Messenger RNA from Poecile atricapillus (Black-capped chickadee), 1719 nucleotides. It is a transcript of the gene PLCZ1, whose product is annotated as phospholipase C zeta 1. The transcript has 10 exons. Gene Ontology annotation, biological process: lipid metabolic process; intracellular signal transduction; positive regulation of cytosolic calcium ion concentration involved in egg activation. Gene Ontology annotation, molecular function: phosphatidylinositol-4,5-bisphosphate phospholipase C activity. Gene Ontology annotation, cellular component: nucleus. The record is from RefSeq and is a predicted model, not a curated record. Bases 1 to 1719 code for a protein of 572 amino acids. NCBI's taxonomy places the organism in Eukaryota, Metazoa, Chordata, Aves, Passeriformes, Paridae.
AUGAGGCUGCUUGAAAAAAUGCAAAUAAAUUUUGAUGAAGACCAUUUAAAACAUAUUUUCAAGAAAACUGUGGACAAACAGUCAGGAAAUAUUAUUAGCAUGGACGACUUCAGAGCAAUUUAUCGAGCUCUUGUACACAGGCCUGAAUUUGAAGAACUAUUCAAGGCUUACUCGACAGAUGGCAAAAUUCUACCUGACAGCCAGCUCCUUAAAUUUCUUAUAAAAGAACAAUUUCAAACUGAAGCUAAUGAAACAACUGCCUUAGAAAUUAUUAUGAAGUAUGAACCCAUUGAUGAAGUGAGGAAGAAAAGGCAGUUGUCAUUUGAAGGAUUUAUAAGAUACAUGAACUCAGACGAAUGUUCAAUAUUUAAAAGCCAGCACAAGACCGUCUAUCAAGAUAUGAACCAGCCAUUAUGUGACUAUUUUAUUUCAUCUUCUCACAACACCUACUUGAUAGCUGACCAGCUAAUGGGACCCAGUCACUUAUGGGGCUAUACCAGUGCUCUGUUAAAAGGAUGCCGUUGCCUGGAGAUUGACUGCUGGGAUGGCACCAACAAUGAACCUAUUGUGUAUCAUGGUCACACUUUAACAAGCAAAAUUCCAUUUCGCUCUGUAAUUCAUGUGAUUGACAAGUAUGCAUUUAUGUCAUCUGCCUAUCCAGUUAUACUGUCUCUGGAGAACCACUGCAGCCCUAAACAGCAGGAAGUAAUGGCAGACUGCUUGAAAAGUAUUCUGGGUGACAAACUUCUCACUACACCAAUUGUUGGUGCAGUAGAUAUGACUGAACUGCCUUCUCCUGAGGCAUUAAAAUUCAAAGUUCUGAUAAAAAAUAAAAAAGUUGGAACAAUUGAGGAAGGUCUGCUCAGGAUGGAUGCUGAAUAUGGUGGUGAGACAGAGGAACUGAGUGACUCUGAAUCUGAGUCUGAGGAUGACGACACAGAUGACACGUUACCUCUUCAGCCAUCAAGGAGUCCCACCAGAAGAAGAAGAGAUCAUAGACCUUCACCCCCACCUCAAAAAAAACCAAAGGUGAGAAAGGGAAAGAUUGCCCUUGCAUUGUCAGACCUCGUGGUUUAUACCAAAUCUCAGAAGUUUGUGAGCUUUGAGCAUUCCCUGCAGCAUCAGCAGUGUUAUGAAAAUAAUUCAAUUGGAGAGAGUGCAGCACGAAAACUUUUAAGAUCUUCAGUGGCCUUAAACUUCCAAACACCGGGAACUCAAAUGGAAUUGCAAGAUGGAAAAUUCCUGGACAAUGGUGGUUGUGGCUAUGUGCUGAAACCUGUAUUCUUGAGGGAUCGCAAUACCACAUUUACACCCCGAAAUGUGGGAGGAUACAGCAAACCAAUGUCUCUGUCAAUAAGGUCUGGGUGCCAGAUUACAGGGCAGUCUGAGACAAAAUUUCCUGGUUUUGGAAAUUUUGGUCAAAGCACAUCAGGAAGCUCACUGAAUGAAGAGUUUUUGUCUAAUACUAAGGAAUACUGUGCAAGAGAUGAGGCACAGCUCAUCAGUGGCCAUCAGUUACCACGCAGCAGCAUGUCAAGGACCAACAAUGCUGACCCCAUGGUACAGAUAGAAAUCCAUGGUGUGCCAGAGGAUGAAGCAAGAAAGAAAUCUAGUGUUGUAAGAAGCAAUGGUGAGCAUCAGUCUGCUCCUCGAGGCUGUGAACAAAGCACAACAACAUUUUAUAAGGAAACACCAACUUUGCAUCCCAAGGAGUUAUAG